Messenger RNA from Effrenium voratum, 1737 nucleotides. The record is from the annotation of a GenBank genome assembly. Lineage: Eukaryota; Dinophyceae; Suessiales; Symbiodiniaceae.
AUGUCAUGCCCCGCCCCAUGCUUUGUCGGGGUGGAUGUGGGCACCGGAAGUGUUCGGGCUGGUGUGUUUGAUCCAAAGGGUCUACUUCUCGGCAGCUCAGUCUGCGAGAUUUCCGUCCACCAGCCUGCUCCCGGACAUUUCGAGCAGAGCUCUGACGAAAUUUGGGGUGCCUGCUGCACAACAGUCCAUGAAGCCUCGAAGGCUGCAGGUGAUGUGCGGAUAGGUGGCAUUGCCUUUGAUGCCACCUGCUCUUUGGUUCUUCGGCGCGCCGGGCAUUCCUCUUUGGACCUUGCGCCAGAGUCAGACACAGAGGCCACCAAUGCAACGCAUGACAUAAUAAUGUGGUGUGACCAUCGUGCCACUGAAGAGGCACGUGAAAUCAACUCAAAGGGCCAUCGGUUGCUGCAGUUUGUAGGUGGCAAGGUUUUUCCGGAGAUGGAGAUGCCCAAGCUGUGCUGGCUGAGAAAGUACAGGCCCCAAAUCUAUGCGGCUGCAACUCACUUCUAUGACUUAACGGACUAUCUUGCGCACAGAGCAGCAGACUUCCGCGAUGGUGGAGGUAGCGGUGCUGGCAUCCGAAGUCAGUGCACCGUGGUGUGCAAGUGGAAUUUCGAUGCGGCGAAGAGGGACUGGGCGCCGGAUUUCUUCGAAGAUGCGAAGGUCCCGGACCUGCGCCCUUCAAAGAUCGGGACCUCUGUUGAUGUGAAAGCGGUGGGGAGCGCUGUAGCCGGUGGCCUGGGUCCGCUAGCAGCAUCUGAUCUGGGACUACCUGAGGGCAUCACUUUGGGUGUGGGUGCAAUCGACGCACAUGCGGGGGGACUUGGAUGUUUGGCUGCGCCCUGCGAGUCAUGGCCGCCUCUGGAGCAGUGCAUGGCGUUGAUCGCGGGCACUUCGGCAUGUCACAUGGCCUCCAGUGCUACGGAGCUGCUGGUGCCGGGCGUGUGGGGACCCUUCGACUCUGCCAUGCUGCCCGGGCUCUUUCUGCACGAAGCCGGCCAGAGUGCGGCCGGAGCCGCGCUCGACUUUAUUAUGGAGACCCAUCCUGCUUUCCCCGCCCUGCAGCUUGAAGCCAGCAAGGCCGGCCAGAAGCCGGCGGACUUCUUGACCACCAGGAUACUCCAGCAAGCCAAGCAGAGAAACAUGCCUCCGGCCUUCCUGAGCCGAGGAACCUUCAUCAGUCCCGACUUCAAUGGGAAUCGGUCUCCCCUGGCAGAUCCAGCGCUCAAGGGCAGCAUUAUCGGCCUGGGCCCAGCAGGGGAUCACAAGCGGGCAACGUCUAUCGAUGCCUUGGCCAUCCUGUACCUUGCUGCCUUGCAGGGGCUCGCUUAUUCAACCAGAUCCAUCAUAGAGACCAUCAACGCCGCCCGGGCCCAAAUCGGGUCUCCCGGAAUCGCAGCUGUACAUGUGUGCGGCGGCCUGGCGCAAAACACCUUGUACUUGCAGGAGCACGCGGAUGCUUUGGGCCUGCCCUUGUGCUGCAGCGACAACCCCGGCGCAGACGUCCUCCGUGGCAGCGCCAUGCUGGCCGCCGCAGCCUGCGGCGCCUUCCCUUCGGUGCAAGCCGCCAUGCGCGGCAUGGCGAAACCCGGGCGGAUCUGGCGGCCCACGGAGGACGAGCAGCUGAGACGCUACCACGGCGCGCGCUAUGAGGUCCUGGUGCACAUGCAACGGCACCAGCAGGAGUAUCAGGCCCUGGAGUCGCACAGCUUCAAGCGUCAAAAGAGCUCGCAUGACUGA